Molecule: messenger RNA, 2017 nt
Organism: Lolium perenne
Lineage: Eukaryota; Viridiplantae; Streptophyta; Magnoliopsida; Poales; Poaceae
Source: RefSeq, a predicted model, not a curated record
AACCGCUGCACGGGUCCCCUGCUGGUCACCCUCAUCCUUUCCAUCUCUCAGAACUCCCAGAACGCCGAGAGGCCUUUCCCUCCUCUUUCUUCCUCGUUCUCGGUCAGAGAGACGAGUUGUCCGUCCCGGCGUCCGUGCGAGCGACGAUCGAGCUGGAGCUCGGCCUCAGCAUCCUCUGCCCUCUCUCUGUGUUCUAUUCUCGUCUCCCUGGUUGAGUUCGUCCUAAACCUGCCUUUUUUUGUCAGGGGCUGGUCGGCAGGCCGCCGUCGUCGAGCGUGCCCGUGCGGUUCUGUCCGCGGCGUCGCUCUCUCCCUCGACCUCACCGUCGUGCUGGUUCGAGCCUGCACGGCCGUGGCGACCAGGAAGGACUGACGCACGACGCCGCGACCUCCCCCUGGCCACCUCCGUCGCCCCAGGCCCCGGUAGUCGCCGUCGUCGAGGGCGGCCACGCAGCUCCGGCCCGGCGCUAAGCUCUCCUGCGACGUUGCCCACCGCGAGCCCGCCUACGCAUACGAGAAGACGAUGCCGAGCCUCUCCUUCGCACUCCCGCGUCGUCCUCCUGGCAUCCAAGCGCCACGAAUGCGAGUACUAUCGGAGAAGGAGAGGAUCGUGGUGAGGAUUUCGAAGAGGAAGGAAGAGCAGAGGUUCGUGGAGAAGAAGUCUAGGAACAAAUAGCCAACCAAGGAUGCCAAUGUAUACCCCUGCACCCGAUGGCUUGAUAAAUUUUGGACAGUUGCCAGCAAUGCAUCCUUAUAAUUUCCGACCUCCGCCAAUGCACCAUCGUGAAGAAGGAUACCAGAACAUGGAGAAUUUGCACUUUGUUGGUGCUUCCCCACAUGAUUCCUUUUCAACACCACCACCACCACCGCACCCUAAAGCUGCAUCGCGGUCAGCUCCUGCUCAAGUUGGUUCAACUUCUUCCAAAAGGAAAAGGAAGGCCAUUACUGUAGAUGAUGAUGAAUUAGGAGAAAGGACCGCAUAUCGUCUGACAUAUACACCCGACGAACAUGUCAGAUUGGCAUCUGCUUGGUUGGAGUGCUCACUUGAUCCUAUCGAAGGGAACGGAAAGAAGGGUGAGCAGUUCUGGGAUGACAUAGCUGCUCUAUACAGUAGUACCACAGCAAGUAACCGGAAGAGAGAUCGGAAUCAGUUGAAAAUGGAGUGGCAACGCACUAAGAAAAGGCUCGCUGCUUUCCAUGGUGAGUGGCUUGCUAUAAUUGGCAUAUAUCAUAGUGGUCACAACACUAAUGACUUGGAAAAAAUGGCCUUGGAGAAGUAUGAAGGCAAUUAUCACCAGCCUUUCCAACAUUUAACUAUGUGGGCAAAACUUAAGGAUGAUGGGAAGUGGCUAGCCUCUUACAACGACAUGAUGAAAAAAGCAGAGAAGAGUCCAUCUGUGGAGACCAAUCUCACAUCAAAUGAACUUAACUUGGAGGUUGAGAAGCGCCCAUCUGCUGGCCGUGAUAAGGCUAAGGCUGAACGUGCUGGUAAAGGCAAGUCGGGAGGGCUCUCACAGGAGCUUGGAGAAAGAUUGGACAAAUUCAUUGAGGUUAACAAUCAAUCGAUGGAGGACCGCCAAAAGGUGAUAGAUAGCCAGGUGCUUCUAUCAAAUCAACAGCUUGAAACCGCAAAGAUCAACAACAAGACCAAAAUGUUGGAUGUUUACAGCAAAAUGCUCUUAGCCGACACAUCUAAGAUGGAUGAUGGUGAAAAAGCCCAACGUUCUAAGGCUUUGAGUCGAAUGGAAGCCAUGUUGUUUCCUGGAGAUUCAGGUGAUCAAGGGGAAACUGAUGGUUCUGCUGCUACUGCAUGAAGAUGGAUCAUUUUAGUUUUUCAUGACUACUUGACUAGGUGAUCAAUCGCUUCAGUUUUUGUUGUGUGAACCUGAACUGGUUGGGCUACUCCAUGCACUAGGCGUUGGUGAACUUUUUUUCUAGAACCUUUUAAUGUGUGAACCUGGGAUCGGUUUCUACUCAAUUAUUGUAUGAACCUGAUGGAUCGGUUUCCCCUCCUCUCA